Messenger RNA from Telopea speciosissima, 1812 nucleotides. RefSeq lists its product as uncharacterized. The record is from RefSeq and is a predicted model, not a curated record. Gene Ontology annotation, molecular function: nucleic acid binding; zinc ion binding. The transcript has 4 exons. Bases 1 to 1812 code for a protein of 603 amino acids. Lineage: Eukaryota; Viridiplantae; Streptophyta; Magnoliopsida; Proteales; Proteaceae.
AUGGCUGAAGAUGAAACUAUCGAGCCUUAUAUGUUGAGGGUUAAUGAGGCAGUCAACGCCAUUAGAGGACUUGGAGAAGAAAUCAAAGACCCUGUGAUCGUAAAGAAAGUGUUGAGAUCAUUGCUUCCCCGACCUAAAGCUACUGACAAGACAGCUGCAUUCAAGGUUCAAAUGAACAAGCAGAUUGAGCCCAAGUCUGAUGAAGAUGAUACUGAUGCUGAUAGUGAUGAUGGUGAAAUAAACUUUGUCAGAAAACUAAAGCGAGGCAAAGACAAGUAUAGAGGUAAAUUACCAUUCAAGUGCUUUAAUUAUGGAGGUGUUGGUCACUUUGCUGCCAAGUGUCCACACAAGGACAAAGAGGCUGAUGAAGAACCCAAGCAAUUCAAAAAGAAAAAACCAUUCCUCAAGAAAGGGAAAUCAAAGAGUAAGGGACUAAUUUCUAAGCACCACAAAAGCACUUCAGAUGACAGUUUUGAAGAUGAGUCAGAUGAUGAUACUGCAGAUGAGUCACUAUCCAUGGUACUAAGUGAUAUUACUGAGAAGUCUGAUGAGCACCCCACCACAGGUUCUGAUAAUGAUGAUGAGGAUGCUGAGGUAGACUUAGAAAGAGAGCUUAUUGCAGCUCUUAAUGAGCUAAAGACUGAACGCAAAAGCCACAAGAAGACUGCAAAGCAACUCAAGGAAGCUGAGAAGAAAAUGCUUGAGAUGAAGGUUCAAAUUAAAGAGUUCAAGAAGGUUGUUGAUGAGCUUGAAACUCAACUCUCCCUCAAGUCUGGUGAUUACUGCAAGCUCGAGGAAGAAGUUGUUAUGCUUAGAAACAAAGUAGACAUAUAUGUUGAGAGCAUUCUUUCACCCAGUGAUCCUCAAACAGACAAACUUGAUGAGAAAUUGAGCUGUCAGAGACCUGAACACAUCAAGUUUGGCCUAGGUUAUGAGGGUGAGUCAUCAAAGCAGAUGGUGAAAGGCAAAGGCAUUAUUGAAGAUCCCAUACAGUUGAAGAAAGUACCCCACAGACAAAACAGAAGCAAAUUGGCACACCAAAAAUCUUGGAGGUAUGCACCAUCUACAAGGUCAGCUGCAUCACUCAGAAAAAUGUUACAUACUAACCACAUGCAGGAAAGAAAAAAUCCUAUUCAGCCCAAAACAACCAAUGUGAAAACUAUUUGGGUGAAGAAGAAGGAUGUCGUGGAGAACAGUUCUAUGGUAGUAAAGACAACUCUCAAAGCUCAGAACAAGCCAAUGCCCUGGCUUCUCGAUAGUGGUUGCUCACAUCAUAUGACAGGUAAUAAAGAAAUGUUCAAAAAGUACCAGCAGUAUGAUGGAGGCUCCGUCCGGUUCAGCAACAAUGAUGGAGGAAAAAUAAUUGGCAAAGGCAUAGUAAGUUUUGGAAGAAAAGCAAAGUCCCAUGAUGUUCUCUACAUGACAGGGUUGAGACAUAACUUGCUCAGUAUCAGUCAGAUUUGUGACAAAGGGCAAGAUGUCAUCUUCAGUACCUAUGGAUGCGAGAUCAAGAAAUCAAGCAACGGUAAGCUUGUAGCAGUAGGUACGAGAACUUCUGGAAACCUUUACAUGUUAACUGAUGAAAUGGAAGGUUACUCCAGUCAGAGCAAGGCAUAUAGGUGUUACAAUAAAAGACUGAAGAAGCUUGUUGAAAGUGCUGAUGUCACUAUUGAUGAGAAGAGGGCUGCAUCUAAAGACCCCACCAGAGAGCUACCAAUGUUCGAGGAUUUCACUGAUGACCUUGAAGAUAGUGAAAUCAAGGAGGAGAAUAAUACACCUGAUGAACCAGUAGAUGAAGACUCAAAAGAAUAG